Sinocyclocheilus grahami is the source of this 1717-nucleotide messenger RNA. RefSeq names its product integral membrane protein 2B-like. Lineage: Eukaryota; Metazoa; Chordata; Actinopteri; Cypriniformes; Cyprinidae. Bases 113 to 1024 code for a protein of 303 amino acids. Gene Ontology annotation, cellular component: Golgi apparatus; plasma membrane; extracellular exosome. Gene Ontology annotation, molecular function: amyloid-beta binding. The record is from RefSeq and is a predicted model, not a curated record. The transcript has 7 exons. Gene Ontology annotation, biological process: negative regulation of amyloid precursor protein biosynthetic process.
GUCAUGUGCGUCACACACAGACAGACAUCGCGGAAACUAAACGCUUUCACUUAGCUCUGUCUCUAUUCUUUCUCGAUCUCGCGGAAACAGCCACUUACAGAAACUUUUCAAUAUGGUUAAAGUUUCUUUUAACAAGGCUCUCGCCUUCAAGGACCCAAAGAAGGAAAGUCUCAUUCUUGAUGUACAGGAUUCUGAGGCAGCGGUGUUGGUGCGUCCGCAGUCGAAGGUGUGGUGCUGGUGCUUCUGUCUGGGAUUGGCUCUCGUUCUCUCUGGUGUAGUGGUGGGAGGAGCCUUCCUGUAUAGAUACUAUAUGCUUGAGGUUCAGGGGGUCAUGGAUGGCAGAGCGGAUGAGAGGAAGGAUGCACACACCUCUUUGGAAAUGGUGAGUAUAAAGGUAAUCCCUUUCCACAGGUUUGUAGACAGAGAACACUGGAGACACUUAGGAAGGGAAGACGCACUGGAGACAAUUACUAGAGCCAAACCUUCUGUCCAAACUGGAAAGUUGGGACUAUCCAUCCAUCAGAUAUCCACCUGGAAGGAGUUUGAGGCACCGCUGAUGCUGCUUGAAGAGAAUGUGAGCUUUUUCGAAGACGAUGAGGUGGAGCUCAUCAAAGUACCUGUCCCUGAGUUCAGAGACGGCGAUUCAGCUGGCAUCCUGCAUGACUUCACCAUGAAACUGACUGCUUAUCUCGACAUGAAUCUGGACAGAUGCUACAUCAUCACCCUGAACACCUCUAUCGUCAUGCCGCCCAGAGAUUUCCAAGAGUUCCUGGUCAACAUCAAGGCAGGAAUGUAUCUUCCUCAGACGUACCUUAUGCGAGAGGAGAUGAUGGUUACAGAGAGGCUGGACAGCACCAGUGAUCUGGGCUAUUACAUCAAUGACCUGUGCAAGGACAAAGACACGUACAGACUCCAGCGCAGAGACAUCAUAUUGGGUAUGCAGAAACGUGAAGCUCUGAACUGCCACAAGAUCCGCCAUUUUGAAAACAAGUUUGUUGUGGAGACUUUGAUCUGUGAGCAAUGAAGAACAUGAAUCUCUGACGAAGCAGCAACUCUUCAGCUCUUCCUUUAAUUCAGUGAAAACCUUUUCUACUGUAGGCCUUUUUUUCACAUUUUUUUUUUAAUCUAAAAUGUGAAAUGGUCUUUUCUGCACAAAGAGGUGUAUUAUGUUUGAGUAUACAUGUAAUGUGUGUCUUAUGCUACUUUAUGAAUAUUAGACUUAAUAAAAGGACAUAGAGCAAUAAGUGAUUAACAAUAGUGAUUUUAGCCUAUAUAGAAGUCCAAUCAAGAGUUUAAGACAGUAAGUAAUUUAAUCAUUAAUCAUUUAUUCCCAUGAGAUUGCUGAAAAAUGUAUGAUUUUUUUUCUGUAUCUUUAACAUUUGCAACAUCUACUGUACUUAAUUUUGAUACUAUUCAAAGUUUCAGCAAAUCAGUGUAUAAUGUGGAUCACAAUGUUGCAGUGCUAAAAUGCAUAACGUCACAAUUUGAGGUUUUCUUGAAUUUGCAUUUUAUUUGCAAAUAUAAAUAUUUCGUUUUAAAUGAGAUGGAUAACCAUACAAACAGAACUCUUUCUUUAAAAUUACUAUACAUUUUCCAAUCUGAAACGACUUUGUUCUUUGCUAAUUUGUAUAUAAGAUCAAAUAAGAUCCUAAACUUUACACCUUUCUGUCUUUAUACACAAGCUUUUAAACUCCAUAUAAGAAACAAAAAAAUCAAC